Molecule: messenger RNA, 4773 nt
Organism: Nicotiana tabacum (common tobacco)
Lineage: Eukaryota; Viridiplantae; Streptophyta; Magnoliopsida; Solanales; Solanaceae
Source: RefSeq, a predicted model, not a curated record
UUACCCUCCUCAGACCCCACCUCCACACUGUAGGAAAUACACUGGAUAUAUUAUUAGUGUUAGUGUAUGAUAUCUUAUAUACCUUUGUUUUAUUCAUAGUUAUGUUAAGAUGUUUGCAACUGUGGUAAAAUUUUCAACGCAUUAUGCUAUGAUUAAGACAUUUCUUUAACCAUAUUCAAGUUUGGAAGCUGAAGAACACCGAGUAGACUUGUCUUUCUCUUUGAAAAUAAAAAAGGCAAAACCUUACUGACAUUAGUCACGUCUUUGGGGUCCGCUAGAGGAAUUCCUUUUUUUCUUCUAACAAAGAUUUUUCCAUAACUUUCUGACAACAUCGAAAGUGACAAAUGAGACUGGAGCAAAAGGAAGAUCAACUUAUCACUAUUUUUGAAGUCUCAAGAGUCCCAUUUUAACCUAUGUUGAACGGACUCCAAAAUGAUGAUGCAACUAUUUUUGGAGGAUCCGACACGCAAACGGAACAUUUUCGGAAAGUCGAGCAACAUAGAUUUUAACUAACCACGCCUAGUUCUUUCUCAUUUCCAAAGUACUAAUGGAGAAAGCCUUCACCUCUUUUCUCUUGUUGUUUCACUUGGUUGUGGCAAGUUUAGCCAUGACUCACACCAACAUUACCACUGAUCAAGCAGCUCUUCUUUCCUUAAAAUCCCAAAUUAUUUCAGACUCCUUUCACUUGUUGGAUAAAAGUUGGUCUCCAACUAUUUCUGUCUGCCAUUGGGUUGGAGUCACUUGUGGUUCUCACCACCAGAGAGUGAAGUCAUUAAAUAUUUCCAACAUGGCUCUUACAGGCAGAAUUCCCCCUGAUUUCGGAAAUCUCACAUUUCUUGUUUCUCUUGACUUGAGUAGCAACAAUUUCUAUGGAAAUUUGCCUCAAGAAAUGGCACGUUUGCAUCGGUUAAGGUUUGUUAGACUUGGCUUUAACAACUUUAGCGGGGAGGUUCCUUCCUGGUUCGGGGUCUUACACCAACUUCAAGUUCUAACUCUAAGGAAUAAUAGUUUCAAUGGUUUCAUCCCCUCUUUAUUUUCUAAUAUUUCCAAGCUUCAAACUUUGGAUUUGAAAUUCAAUUCCUUAGAGGGACAAAUCCCAAAUGAGAUUGGAAACCUUGAAAAUCUAAGGUUUUUAAGUUUAGGUGGAAACAAGCUUAAAGGUUUUAUCCCUCCAUCUCUCUCGAAUGCGUCAAUGUUGGUGACUGUAUAUCUUUCUUACAAUUUCUUACAAGGAAACAUCCCAAAAGAGAUUGGCAAUCUUCAAAACCUAAACCAUUUGUCAAUAGAACAUAAUCAACUUACAGGUUCUAUACCAAUCUCAAUUUUUAAUAUCUCUGGACUUGAAUCCAUCGCAUUUACAAAUAACACCUUAUCAGGAAAUCUUCCAACUGAUAUGUGUGAUCGUCUUCCAAUGCUCGAAAAGCUUUAUCUAAGUAUGAACAAGCUACGCAGUCAUAUGCCUCUAAGCUUACCAAAACUGUUCGAAACUUCAAAUAUUGUUUGUAUCAGUGAACGAGUUUGAUGGACCCAUAUAUAAUGAAAUUGGACAUUUAAGUAACCUGCAACAUUUGUAUCUUGGACGUAACCAUUUUGAAGGGACAAUUCCAAUCUCCAUAUUCAAUAUCUCCUCGCUGUAGGUGUUGUCACUGGGACGCAACAAUCUCUUUGGGUCCUUGCCAUGGGAGGUUGGCAACUUGACCAAAUUACAGAUUCUUGAUCUUAAUCAAAAUAUGCUAACAGGUAUGUAUAUAGUCAAAAGGAGUAGGGAAAUUAAGGUACUGCAGCUAGCUUGCUAUGGCUGAACUAAAAGGGCAGGCUGGUCUAAGCUUCCGCUAUGCGCGGGGUCCGUGAAAGGCCCGAACCACAAGGGUUUAUUGUACGCAGCCUUACCCUACAUUUCUGCAAGAGGCUGUUUCAACGGCUCGAACCCGUGACCUCUUGGUCAUAUGGCAAUAAUUUUACCAGUUGCUAUGGCUGAACUAACAAAGUAAAAUCAUUACUAGCAGUGACAGAAGCAGGAUUUUUACCAAGGGGAUAUAAAAUAAGAAAAAUAAACACGCGAAAAAACUAAGGGAAUUAAAAACAAAUUACCUUAUAUACACAGUAUAAUUUUCAGCGAAGACUGAACCCCUUCGGCCCACAUAGCUCCCCACCUAUUACUAGUUGUUCAUUAAUUACUGAUACAUACAAACAUUGGCAGGUGAAAUACCGAAAGAGGUAAGCAACCUCAUUGAGUUGGAUGGAAUUGAUCUGGGUUUGAACAAGUUUACUGGUUCACUUCCAACAGAGAUAUUCAACAUAUCAGGGAUAACAGUGAUUGACCUUCUAAACAAUAAUCUGACAGGAACCCUCCCAUUGAACAUAGGUUCUAUGUUACCCAACAUUGAAGGUCUUUAUCUAGGUCGCUUAAAUCUUUUUGGGACUAUACCAGAUUCUAUCUCCAAUUGUUCCAAGCUCAACACUCUAGAUGUUGCUGGAAAUAGACUCACCGGUUUGAUUCCAACCUCUCUUGGAUAUUUAACUCAUCUAGAGUACCUACUCUUGGAUGGAAACAAUUUAGUGAGCGACUCUACGUUAAGCUUCUUGACUUCCUUAUCAAAUUGUAGAGAUUUAGAAUUUCUUUCUUUAUCUUUGAACCCUCUAAAUGGUGUACUUCCAGUCUCCUUAGGGAACCUUUCCAGUACUUCUCUUCUAAGGAUUAACGCUGCUGAUUGCAGAAUUAAAGGGGAAAUUCCAAAAGGAAUUAGGAACUUAAGCAGCUUAUUAGACCUCGAUCUUUCUGAAAACGACAUAAUUGGAUCAAUUCCCGCAACAAUUAGCAACUUGAGAUUUCUUCAGAGCGUUAAUUUGAGUCACAACAAACUUUCUGGAUUUAUUGGAGAUGAUAUAUGUAAAUUGCAAAACUUGGGUUAUUUAUACUUAACUCAGAAUCAACUUUCAGGAUCUCUUCCUAAUUGUUUGGGGAACUUAAUUUCCCUUCGGGAGAUAUUUCUAGGUUCCAAUAAAUUGCGUUCAAACAUACCAGCAAGCUUAGGGAACCUCAGAAAUCUCUUGAAGCUAGACUUAUCCUCAAGCAACUUGGAUGGCCCUUUACCUCCGAAAAUUGGAAACCUAAAGGCUGUGAUAUAUAUGGAUCUAUCAAUGAAUACCUUUUCAAAUGGAAUUCCUAGAGAAAUUGGUGGCUUGCAAAAUCUAAUGCACUUAUCUUUGAGAGACAACAAAUUACAAGGAUCAAUCUGACUCGAUCAGAAGCAUGUCAGCUUUGGAAUUUCUAGACCUUAGUCAUAACAAUGUUUCAGGAUUAAUUCCCAAGUCUUUGGAGAAGCUUCAAAAUCUGAAGUAUUUUAACGUUUCUUUCAACAAGUUGGUUGGUGAAAUCCCCUCUGACGGUCCUUUCAAGAACCUCUCCAGUCAGUCUUUCAUGUCCAAUGAAGCAUUAUGUGGUUCUCCAAGAUUCCGUGUUCCGCCAUGCCAUACUAGUACUUCAAAGCAUAGAUCCAAGAGGAAAAAAGUACUUCUACUGGCCGGAAUUGCAAUAGUUAUAUUAGUUCCUAUGGCCUUUGUGCUUGUAUGGAUAAGGUAUAUGAGAGGUAAAAGAACUGAUCCUCAGCAAACAGUUGAUUCAUUGUAUGACGUCUCAACAAGAGAAAGAAUUUCAUACUAUGAAUUGCUCCAAGCAACUGAUUCACUCAGCGAGAGCAAUUUGAUUGGUUCCGGGAGUUUCGGCUCUGUUUACAAAGGCAUCCUCAGAGAUGGGACUCAUAUUGCAGUUAAAGUGUUCAAUCUGCAAUUGCAAGCAGCAUUUAGGAGUUUUGAUACAGAAUGCCAAGUUUUGCGCAACCUUCGUCAUAGGAAUCUCACCAAAGUCAUCACUAGUUGUUCCAACCUUGAAUUUAAGGCUUUGGUACUUGACUACAUGUCUAAUGGAAGCCUCGAUAAAUGGUUGUAUUCGCACAACUACUUCUUAGACAUCAAGCAAAGACUAAAUAUAAUGAUAGAUGUGGCAUGUGCCUUGGAAUAUCUCCACCAUGGCUGCUCAUUUCCCGUGAUCCAUUGUGAUCUGAAGCCUAGUAAUGUCUUGUUGGACGAGGACAUGGUUGCCCACCUAAGUGACUUUGGCAUUUCUAAACUGCUUUCUGAAGAUGAAAGUGCUUCGUACACUAAAACUUUAGCAACAUUGGGUUAUAUUGCACCAGAGUAUGGACUGGAGGGACUAGUGUCAACAAAAUGCGAUGUUUAUAGUUACGGAAUCAUGUUGAUGGAAACAUUUACAAGGACAAAGCCUAGUGAUGAAAUGUUUGAUGGAGAUCUUAGCUUGAAGCAAUGGGUGAGCAACUCACCCCCACAGGCAGUAAUGGAAGUUGUUGAUGCCAACUUAAUAACGCCACAGGAUAAUCAAUUAAUGAAAAAGUUAGAUUGUGUGGUAUCCAUCAUGAAAGUGGCAAUAGAUUGUUGUGUUGAAUCUCCUAAAGGAAGGACUGACAUGAAAGAUGUUGUAGCGAGGUUAAAGACCAUCAAGAUUCAACUUCUUGCAUGUUGAGCUUUGAAUGAAUGUAUCAUUUUCGGCUUGAGUGGGGGGUACACGCAUGCAAGUACAGAGUGUAGGCAACGACUUUUCCUUUUGUUAAAAUCUAUUUGCUUAGUUCCUUUAAUCAGUCUCCUGUAGUUAGGAUCUUGAUUAGCUUUGAUUGUUAUAUUGAAUCUCCUGAAGGAAGGACCGACAUGAAAGAUGUUGUAGCGAGAUUAAAGAAGAUCAAAAUUCAACUUAUUGCA